Messenger RNA from Tympanuchus pallidicinctus (lesser prairie-chicken), 3694 nucleotides. RefSeq names its product follicle stimulating hormone receptor (gene FSHR). The transcript has 13 exons. Gene Ontology annotation, biological process: follicle-stimulating hormone signaling pathway; male gonad development. Gene Ontology annotation, cellular component: membrane. The record is from RefSeq and is a predicted model, not a curated record. Gene Ontology annotation, molecular function: protein binding; follicle-stimulating hormone receptor activity; G protein-coupled receptor activity. Lineage: Eukaryota; Metazoa; Chordata; Aves; Galliformes; Phasianidae. The coding region runs from base 774 to 2684 and encodes 636 amino acids.
CUUCUUUAGUGCACUACUUGUAAAAUGAAUAAUAAUGAUUGCCUCCCUCCAAAGGUGUUAAUGUCAGUGAUCUCACAUGUGGCAACGAGGAGCACGCACACUGCUUAGCUGUGUUCAGGAUCAUGCCAUCUAAUGGACUUUGCUCACUGCUGCACUCCUAAAGCACCCCCUCUGCUCAAGGGCUUUCCACUCUGAUGCUGUGCUAAGUGCAAAGAUUUGUUGCCAGGGCUGUUUUCCCACAUGUGAGUCCCGUGGCUUCGUUCACACCAAGAGAAGGCGCCAUCCAAGGAAUCUUUCGGCUUGCAAUCUGUCAUCAGCUGUCCUGUGGGAGAAGACAAAGUGUGGUCCAGUGACUCAGCUAUGCGAUGCAUUUUGGAGAUCAUUAUGUGCAGUUUGCAACAUCUAUCAAAUGGACCAAUGGAUCAAACUCUCCAAGCCAGAGAAGGAGGGGAGAGUUACUGCCCUCACAGUAUGAGAUGGAGAAUGGUGGCCCAUCCUCUGUGCAUCCCAGAUUUUUGGAACCAUUAAAGCCUCCCACCUCUCACUGUUGCUGGAUCUAAAUGAGUUGGAAUGCUGAAUCCUUCCUAAAAACUGGGUUAGGUCAUGAGGAACCUAUAAUGGGACAUCGAUAAUAUGGAUUAUCUUUCACCUGCUUUGCUCUGGUGGUUAAACAAGAUGUACGGAGCCCUAAGUAACAGUACAAGAGUAAAGGAGACUCCAUCCCUCCAAUUUUCCAUACAGAACAUCUCAACAGAAGAUUCAUCCUCACCAAGAUGAGAGUCAUUCCAAAGGGAGCUUUCACAGGACUUCGUGACCUAGAGAAAAUAGAGAUCUCACAGAAUGAUGCCUUGGAGAUCAUAGAAGCAAAUGUGUUUUCCAGCCUUCCCAAACUACAUGAAAUAAGAAUCGAGAAGGCCAACAACCUCAUGAAGAUUGAUCAAGAUGCCUUCCAGCAGCUUCCAAGCCUCAGAUAUUUGUUAAUUUCAAACACAGGUCUUAGGUUUUUACCUGUUGUUCACAAGGUACACUCCUUCCAGAAGGUUUUGCUAGAUGUGCAAGACAAUAUCCAUAUACGUACAAUUGAAAGGAACACAUUCAUGGGCCUGAGUUCUGAAAGUGUGAUUCUACGGCUAAAUAAAAACGGGAUUCAGGAAAUCAAGAAUCAUGCAUUUAAUGGAACCUGCCUGGAUGAGCUAAAUCUAAGUGACAAUCACAACUUAGAAAAAUUACCGGAUGAAGUCUUCCAAGGAGCCAUCGGUCCUGUUGUUUUGGAUAUUUCAAGGACAAGAAUCAGCUUCCUGCCAAGUCAUGGAUUAGAAUUCAUUAAGAAGCUAAGAGCGAGGUCUACAUACAAGUUAAAAAAACUUCCCGAUUUAAGCAAAUUUAGAUCUUUGAUUGAGGCAAACUUCACCUAUCCUAGCCACUGCUGUGCUUUUACAAAUUGGAAAAGACAAAACACGGAAUUAUACCCAAUAUGUAGCAUAUCUCAGGCUAAGCAAGACCUUGAUGAGCAGACUGGCAAAAAGAAACACAGACGAUCCGCAGCUGAAGAUUAUAUUUCCCAUUAUGGCACACGUUUUGGCCCUGCAGAGAACGAAUUUGACUAUGGCUUGUGCAACGAAGUCAUUAAUGUGGCUUGCUCACCCAAACCUGAUGCCUUCAAUCCCUGUGAAGAUAUCAUGGGAUACAACGUUCUGAGAGUUCUGAUAUGGUUUAUCAACAUUUUAGCUAUCACUGGGAACACCACUGUCCUCAUUAUUUUAAUAAGCAGUCAAUACAAACUCACUGUACCUCGCUUUCUAAUGUGCAAUCUUGCCUUUGCAGAUCUCUGCAUAGGUAUCUAUCUGUUGUUUAUUGCAUCAGUAGAUAUCCAGACCAAAAGCCAGUAUUACAACUAUGCCAUAGACUGGCAAACUGGGGCAGGAUGCAAUGCUGCAGGAUUUUUUACCGUUUUUGCAAGUGAACUCUCAGUCUACACACUGACUGUGAUAACUCUGGAAAGGUGGCAUACCAUCACCUAUGCCAUGCAACUCGACCGCAAGGUCCGACUUCGGCAUGCUGUGAUCAUAAUGAUUUUUGGCUGGAUGUUUGCUUUCACGGUGGCACUUCUUCCCAUAUUUGGCAUCAGCAGCUACAUGAAGGUCAGCAUCUGUCUGCCCAUGCAUAUAGAAACACCGUUUUCUCAGGCUUAUGUUAUAUUUCUUUUAGUGUUGAAUGUACUCGCUUUUGUGAUCAUCUGCAUCUGCUACAUCUGCAUCUACUUUACGGUGAGAAACCCCAAUGUUAUCUCUUCAAACAGUGACACCAAAAUUGCCAAGCGCAUGGCUAUAUUGAUCUUCACAGACUUCCUCUGCAUGGCACCAAUAUCUUUUUUUGCAAUAUCAGCUUCACUCAGGGUUCCUCUCAUCACGGUGUCCAAAUCUAAGAUCCUUCUGGUUUUGUUUUACCCUAUUAAUUCCUGUGCUAACCCUUUCCUCUAUGCCAUUUUCACAAAGACUUUUCGCAGGGAUUUCUUCAUCCUGUUGAGCAAAUUUGGUUGCUGUGAAAUGCAAGCCCAGAUUUACAGAACAGAGACUUCCUCAUCUGCUCAUAAUUUCCACACAAGAAAUGGCCAUUACCCUACCGCAUCAAAAAACAGCGACGGGACUAUUUAUUCACUGGUUCCUCUGAAUCACUUGAACUGAGGUGCUUGCAUGAAUUUGUGUCUGAGGCAGUGUGAUAAUCACUUUCAACUAUUUGAAUAAUGACUUCGACAUAGCAUGCAAACUUAUUUUUUACGAGAAAACAUUUCUAUUUCCACUUUGCUUUUUUGUUCAUCAUCGAAGAUGACACAUCAUCUUCAUUACUUCUUGAAGGACAAAGAAUGAAAAUGCAGUAUAUGUCAAAGUGUCCUGGUAGAACUGUGUCCAGAAAUAAAUGAGCUUAUAAAUGCAUAUCUCCUACUGUACAGGCAGAGAUUCCCCUCAGUCUAGGAAAAUGUCAGCUGCUUACUGAGAAUGAAGUAAUGGUUAUAUGUGGUCAAAAGGGAAAAGAAAAAAGAAGAAAAAAAAAAAGUGGAAUUAUUUUUGUUGUCUGUGAAAUAUGUUGGAACAAAGACAAAGAAAUAGCUUUUUUCAUUAACCAUAUCUUCUGAGGUUACAGGAGACAGAAGCCCAGUUUAAUGUCCUCCUAGGACUGUUGAUUGAGACAGGUGGGCCCAAAAAAUCAGAUUUCGUAUGAAUUUCUAACAGCUUUGUUUAGCUUAAGUUUUGUUUCUAAGACAAGAGAGGAAGAAAAAGAGCAGAAGGAAUCCUUCAUAAUAAUCAUUUCUAAAUUUGAUUUAAUAAAGUUGAGUUAAAAUUGCUUUUGCAGAGCUGGAUCCCUUGAGUCUGGCAAGGCAAGGCAAUGAAUACUCUUCAAGACUGUAAGAGCCAUUGCAGGCCUGUACCAUCCCCUUCACGAGAUGCUGGUCCUUUCAUAGCUGCUUUCAAGGUAGCAGUUUGUGGCUGUUUCUUUUUUUUUUUUUUUUUUUUUUUUAAUUGAAAAAGCAGCGUAAGAAAAAAAUGCUAGAUGUAUUUUAUUCGUGCCUGCAACGCCCAAAAAGCCUGCUGGUUUCUUCUCACCACUGAACAAUGUGUUUUAUGUGUGUAAUCUUAAAACUAUUUUGCAUUUUCCAUUCUGAAAUCCAUUUUAAUAAAACCAAUAUCAAAACAAA